Messenger RNA from Naumovozyma dairenensis CBS 421, 2427 nucleotides. RefSeq names its product chaperone ATPase HSP78 (gene HSP78). Gene Ontology annotation, cellular component: cytoplasm; mitochondrial matrix. The transcript has a single exon. The record is from RefSeq and is a predicted model, not a curated record. Gene Ontology annotation, biological process: cellular response to heat. Gene Ontology annotation, molecular function: ATP binding; ATP hydrolysis activity. Bases 1 to 2427 code for a protein of 808 amino acids. Lineage: Eukaryota; Fungi; Ascomycota; Saccharomycetes; Saccharomycetales; Saccharomycetaceae.
AUGCUCAGGCAAAUAAAUCGAAAUACAUUACAAAAGUCAUUGCUUAAUAAGGUGCCCUCUGUUAGCACUAAACAUGGUAUGACUACAGUCAAGAAUACACGGCUCUUAAGCUUGUCUUCGAGAUCACCUUUUAUUUCAACAACUUCAAAGGUAUCAAGACCAACCUACUCCGUACCUUCAUUGUCCUCGCUACACUUUUCCCACAUAGAUGUCACCCUUCAAAAGCGGUCCUACGUUCAAAUGAGGAUGGACCCUAAACAAGGUGAACAACAACAAAACCCAUUAGAGCAAUUUGGUACUAAUCUGACGCAGCUAGCUAAAUCAGGGAAAUUAGAUCCUGUAAUCGGCAGAGAUGAUGAGAUUGCAAGAGCCAUUCAAAUCUUAUCACGUAGAACUAAGAAUAACCCCGUAUUGAUCGGUAGAGCUGGUGUUGGGAAAACUAGUUUGAUUGACGGGCUAGCUCAAAGAAUCGUUAGCGGUGAAGUCCCUGAAUCUUUGAAAGAUAAACAAUUGAUCACUUUAGAUUUGGGAUCUUUGAUCGCUGGUGCUAAAUAUAGAGGUGAAUUUGAAGAAAGAUUGAAGAGUGUCUUGGAUGAAAUAGAUAAGAGACAAGGGGAAGUUAUUAUUUUUAUCGAUGAAGUUCAUAUGUUGCUGGGUUUGGGGAAAUCUGACGGGAGUAUGGACGCUUCAAAUAUCUUGAAACCAAAAUUAGCUAAGGGGUUGAGAUGUAUUUCUGCUACUACCUUAGACGAAUUUAAGAUUAUUGAAAAGGACCCUGCAUUGGCUAGAAGAUUUCAACCUAUUAUAUUGAAUGAACCCUCUGUAUCAGAUACAAUAUCAAUCUUAAGAGGGUUGAAAGAAAGAUAUGAAGUUCAUCAUGGGGUAAGAAUCACGGAUACAGCUUUGGUUUCUGCAGCUGUUUUAUCCAAUAGAUAUCUUACUGAUAGAUUCCUACCGGAUAAGGCUAUUGAUCUUGUUGACGAAGCUUGUGCUGUUCUAAGAUUACAACAUGAAUCUAAACCAGAUGAAAUCCAAAAAUUGGAUAGAUCAAUCAUGAAAAUCCAGAUUGAACUUGAAUCAUUAAAAAAGGAAACUGACCCAGUUUCGGUAGAAAGAAGAGAGGCAUUAGAAAAGGAACUAGAGUUGAAAAAUGAUGAAUUAAGUAGAUUAACGAGAAUUUGGGACGAAGAGAAAAAGGAAAUUGAAUCAAUCAAAAAUGCAAAGGCUGAUUUAGAACAAGCUAGAAUUCAAUUGGAAAAAUGUCAAAGAGAAGGUGAUUAUACAAAAGCUUCAGAAUUACGUUAUUCUAGGAUCCCAGAAUUAGAAAAGAAAGUUCAAUCCAGCGAAAAACAAUCAGAUUCAGAGAAGGUGAGUUUGCUACAUGAUUCAGUGACAUCCAAUGAUAUUUCUAAAGUUGUUGCCAAAAUGACUGGUAUUCCAACUGAAACUGUUUUGAAAGGAGAUAAAGAUCGUUUGUUAUAUAUGGAAAAUUCAUUAAAAGAACGUGUGGUUGGCCAAGAUGAAGCUAUCUCCGCUAUCGCUGAUGCAGUAAGAUUACAAAGAGCAGGAUUGACAAAUGAAAAGAGACCUAUUGCAAGUUUUAUGUUUUUGGGCCCCACAGGUACAGGUAAAACAGAAUUAACUAAGGCAUUGGCCGUAAUUUUUAUUGAUGAUGAAUCCAACGUGAUUAGAUUUGACAUGUCUGAAUUCCAAGAAAAGCACACAGUUUCUCGUUUGAUUGGUGCACCUCCGGGUUAUGUUUUAAGUGAAUCAGGUGGUCAAUUAACGGAAGCUGUCAGAAGGAAACCAUAUGCAGUUAUCUUAUUUGAUGAAUUUGAGAAGGCUCAUCCAGAUGUCUCAAAAUUGUUAUUACAAGUCUUAGAUGAAGGUAAAUUAACUGACUCACUUGGCCACCACGUUGAUUUCCGGAAUACUAUUAUUGUGAUGACUUCGAAUAUUGGACAAGAUAUACUCUUAGAGGAUACAAAUAUUGGUGAAGAUGGGAAAAUAGAUUCACCUACAAAACAAAAAGUUAUAGAAGCUAUGAAGAGAUCAUAUCCACCUGAAUUCAUUAAUCGUAUUGAUGACAUUUUAGUCUUCAAUAGAUUAUCUAAGAAUGUAUUAAGAUCGAUUGUGGAUAUUAGAAUCAAAGAAAUACAAGAAAGAAUAAAUGAUAAGAGGAUGCAACUUUCGUUAAGUGACGAAGCAAAAAUGUGGUUGACGGAUCACGGUUAUGAUGCAUUAUAUGGUGCUAGACCAUUGAAUAGAUUAAUUCACAAGGAAAUAUUAAACCCUAUGGCUACAUUUUUAUUGAAAGGACAAAUUCGUAAUGGAGAAACGGUAAAUAUUACCGUACAAGAUGGUAAGUUAGUUGUCGAGCCGAACCAUGAAAACGGAGAGCUUUUAGAAGAAGAGAAAGAAAAAUAA